GGGGGGUGGUGGCUUCAGAUGGGGAAAUUGGGGAGGAAGAAGAGGGACUUAAGGGGCACCAUCAACAGACUCCCCCCCCUCAAGGGAGUGUCCCCUUUUUGUCUGAGGGAGGGUAGAGUUGUCAGGAAGGUUAAGGGUGAGAAAUAUGACAGAGAAGUAGAGAGACAGUGUGAAAUGUGGUCAGUUUAACCACCUCUGAAGUUAGGUGAACAACAGGGGAGAGGCAAAGGGGUGGCUCACAGGAGAGGGGAGAGUGUGCGUGCAGUAGUGAUGGAGGGGAUGGGGUGGGGUUGGUUAAAGGCGCAGCUGCUGUCAAAAAAGCAAUCAGAAUGUUGGGAAUCGUUAGGAAAGGGAUCUCACAAAAGUGGGUGACGGGGCAACAAAAUGGCAGAUAAAAUUUAAUGUUGACAAAUUCAAAGUAGUGCACAUUGGAAAGCAUAAUCCCAACUAUACAUAUAAAAUGAUGGGGUCUAAAUUAGCUGUUAACACUCAAGAGAGAGAUCUUGGCGUCAUUGUGGAUGGUUCUCUGAAAACAUCCACUCAGUGUGCAGCGGCAGUCAACAAAGCGAACAGAAUGUUGAGAAUCAUUAAGAAAGGGAUAGAUAAUAAGACAGAAAAUAAGACAUAAUGCCUCUCUAUAAAUCCAUGGUACGCCCACAUCUUGAAUACUGUGUGCAGAUAUGGUCGCCCCAUCGCAAAAAAGAUAUAAUGGAAUUGGAAAAGGUUCAGAAAAGGCAACAAAAAAUUAUUAGGGGUGUGGAACAGCUUCCAUACAAGGAGAGACUAAUGAGACUGGGACUUUUCAGCUUGGAAAAGAGACAGCUAAGGGGGGAUAUGAUAGAGGUCUAUAAAAUCAUGACUGGUGCAGAGAAAGUAAAUAAGGAAUUGUUAUUUGCUCCUUCUCAUAAUACAAGAACUAGGGGUCACCAAGUAAAAUUAAUAGGCAGAAGGUUUAAAACAAAAGGAAGUAUUUCUUCACACAAUGCACAGUCAACCUGUGGAACUCUUUGCCAGGGGAUGUUGUGAAGGUCAAGACUAUAACAGGGUUCAAAAAAGAACUAGAUCAGGUAGUGGAGGAUUGAUCCCAUCAAUGGCUAUUAGCCAGGAUGGGCAGGGAUGGUGUCCCUAGCCUCUGUUUGCCAGAAGUUGGGAAUGAGCGACAGGGGAUGGAUCACUUAACUUAUCUGUUCUGUUCAUUCCCUCUGGGGCACCUUGCCAUGGCCACGGUUGGAAGACAGGAUACUGGGCUAGAUGGACCUUUGGUAUGACCUUGUAUGGCCGUUCAUAUGUUCUUAUUCUUCAUUUACAAAUAUAACCCCACUGCCAACCUCUCUAGGAGAAGCAGUGGCGUCCUCUCAAAUUUUGCUUUGAUAGAUAAACCUUCCUGGUUGUGAAGUGCCAGUAGGGAAGUGUUUGCUCUAUCAUGCACAUCAGGAGUAAAAGGAUUUGGACAGUGUUACUUUCUUCCUACCUUGUAAAAAUGUUACUCACCCAUCCCCACUGAAAUGAUCUGCACAGAUCACUUGGGAGGAUGGGGGCAUUCAGUGGUUAUUCCUUAUCAAGGGCACAUCAGAGUAGAAGGAUCCUGAAUGUUCAGCUGUUAAAGGAAUAUUUCUGCUGCCAGAUAGUCUGUAUUUCUUUUUUUAAAUCUUUAUCACUCACAUCACUUCAUAAUAGCUUCAAAAAUCAUGUUUGACUGGGGAGAAAGAGCCUAUCAAAUUUCAGACUCUCAUGCUUCAGAAAAGUCUGUGUUUCUCUAAAUAAUAUUUCUGUUGGACACACCCAUGCUUUCAUAACUUCCUGGAAAAUAGCAAUGUUUCAUUGGAGAGACCAGGCCUGUCAGAUUUUAUCCCCCAAAAUAUAAAUUUUAGACCAUAAUGUGCAUACUUUCCCUUUCUCAUCAGCAUUUUAUUUAUUAGUGUCACUAACUAGUGGCAGAGGGAUGUAACUAGAGCUUUAUCAGGUACAUAGUUGUGACCAAAUCCUGCCUGACAGUUGCUGUACUAUAAUUCAGACAAGGCAUUAGGUUGGACAUUAGGAAAAAACUUCCUAACUGUCAAGGUGGUUAAGCACUGGAAUAAAUUGUCUAGGGAGGUUGUGGAAUCUCCAUCAUUGGAGAAUUUUUUUGAGAGCAGGUUGGACAAACACCUGUCAGGGAUGGUCUAGAUAAUACAUAGUCCUGCCACGAGUGCAGGGGACUGAACUAGAUGAGCAAGGUCCUUUCCAGUUCUAUGAUUCUAUGUACCCACAAUUUUUAAAGGUUACCCAAAAAAACAGUUGGGUUCGUGACCAAUUUCCCCCCCUUGUGCUCAAUGAAAAAGGAUCUGAAAGAGACUUUGGUUUUCUUCUUUUUUUUUAAAUAUUAGAAGUACACAAGUAUUCUAAUAUUUUCUAAAAGACUCUAUGGACAACUGAAGAACUAUUAGGUUUACAAAAUUUAGGGAACAGAGCAAAGGAAACAUGAUUUUAUCCCAGGAUUUUUUUUUUAAAGUAUCAGUCACUGUAGUUAGAGCUGUGUGAAACUGGAAUUUCAGGGAAAAUUCUGUGAUUUUUAAAUUUGUUCCAGAUCAGAAAGAAAUGUAAAAAUUUGGUAUUUCCCGUGACUGGACACAAUAUUCCAGUUGAGGCCUAAUCAGCAUGGAGUAGAGCGGAAGAAGUAUUUCUCGUGUUUUGCUUUCAACACUCAUGCGAAUACAUAUCAGAAUGAUGUUUGGUUUUUUUGCAACAGUGUUACAUCGUUGACUCAUAUUUAGCUUGUGGUCCACUAUGACCCCCAGAUCCCUUUCCACAGUACUCCUUCCUUGGCAGUCAUUUCCCAUUUUGAAUGUGUGCAAGUGAUUGUUCCUUCCUAAGUGGAGUACUUUGCAUUUGUCCUUAUUGAAUGUCAUCCUAUUUACUUCAGACCAUUUCUCCAGUUUGUCCAGAUCAUUUUGAAUUUUAAUCUUAGCCUCCAAAGAACUUGCAACUCCUCCCAGCUUGGUAUCGUCCACAAACUUUAUAAGUGUGCUCUCUAUGCCAGGGGUGGCCAACCUGAGCCUGAGAAGGAGCCAGAAUUUACCAAUGUACAUUGCCAAGUACAUUCGGCCAAGCCACAGUAAUUUGUCAGCAGCCCCCAUCAGCUCCCCCACCCCUGCUCCCCGCGCCUCCCACCCACCGGCAGCCCCGCCGAUUGGCACCUCCCCCUCCCUCUGUGCACCUCCCGAACAGCAUGCAGGAGGCUCUGGGGGCGUAGGGGGAAGGAGUGAGGGUACGGAAGGCUCAGGGGAGGGGGUGGGAAGGGGUGGAGUGGGGGCAGGGCCGGUGGCAGAGCCAGAGGUUGAGCAGUGAGCACCUCCCGGCACAUUGGAAAGUUGGCACCUGUAGCUCCAGCCCUGGAGUCAGUGUCUAUACAAGGAGCCGCAUAUUAACUUCUGAAGAGCUUCAUGUGGCUCUGGAGCCACAGAUUGGCCACCUCUGCUCUAUGCCAUUAUCUAAAUCAUUGAUGAAGAUAUUAAAGACAACUGUACCCAGAUAUGAUCCCUGUGGGACCCUACUUGAUAUGCUCUUCCAACUUGACUGUGAACCACUGAUAACUACUCUGUGGUGAUGGUUUUCCAAACAGUUAUGCAGUCACCUUAUAGUAGCUCCAUCUCGGUUGUAUUUCCCUAGUUUGUUUAUGAAAAGGUCAUGCAAGACAGUAUCAAAAGCCGUAUUACAGUCAAGAUAUACCACAUCUACUGCUUUCCGCCAUUCACAAGGCUUAUUACCUGGUCAAAGAAAGCUAUUAGGUUGGUUCUUGACAAAUCCAUGCUGACCGUUACUUAUCACCUUAUUAUCUUCUAGGUGUUUGCACAGUGAUUGCUUAAUUAUUUGCUCCAUUAUUUUUCUGGAUACUGAAGUUAAGCUGACUGGUCUGUAAUUCCCCAGGUUGUCCUUAUUUCCCUUUUUAUAGAUUGGCACUAUAAUUGCCCUUUUCCAGUCCUCUGGAAUCUCUCCUGUCUUCCAUGACUUUUCAAAGAUAAUUGCUAAUGGCUCAGAUAUCUCCUCAGUCAGCUCCUUGAGUAUUCUAGGAUGUAUUUAAUCAGGCCAUGGUGACUUGAGGACAUCUAACUCUUCUAAGUAAUUUUUAACUUGUUCUUUCCAUAUUUUAGCCUCUGAUCCUACGUCAUUUUCACUGGCAUUCACUAUGUUUGACGUCCAGUCGCUACUAACCUUCUUGGUGAAAACCGAAACAAAGAAGUCAUUGAGCACCUCUGCCAUUUCCACAUUUUCUGUUAUUGUCUUUCUCCCCUCAUUGAGUAACCGGCCUACUCUGUCCUUCAUCUUCCUCUUGCUUCUAAUGUAUUUGUAGAAUAUUUUCUUGUCAUCCUUUGUCUCUAGCUAGUUUAAUCUCGUUUUGUGCCUUAGUCUUCCUAAUUUUGUCCUUACAUGCUUGUGUUAUUUGUUUAUAUUCAUGCUUUGUAAUUUGACCUAGUUUCCACUUUUUGUAGAACUCUUUUUUGAGUUUCAGAUCAUUCAAGAUCUCCUGGUGAAGCCAGGGUGGUCUCUUGCCAUACUUCCUAUCUGUCCUACGCAUAUGAGUAUCUGAAUAUCCACAGGGCUUAAAUAGACACAGACUCCUUGUGUCCCCUGCCUUGGGCUGGUUCCCUCUCCUGAGGUUCUCUGGUUCCCUCCCCUGAGGUUCUCUGUAUUGCAGUCAAGAUAUACCACAUCUACUGAGGUUCUCUGGCCUUCUGCAGUGUUGUGACAAGUGGCUUAUUAUCUGCUGUCUGCCCAAGUAAUCAAUGCCCCAUGUUUGGGGAUCCCUAAGUUUAUUCCAGGAGACACACAGCAUGUUUCCCUCCAGUCACUAGGCUUUCCCAUGGGUUCUUCAUGAACAUUUCCCCAUCUUUGAGGAUGAAAUGUCCCUCCUGGAAAGAAAGAGGCUGGAUGGGACUGGGUGGGAUGUUCUCUCUGGGAAAUGGUUAAUGGAGCUAUAACAAACUCUGAUAAUCACCCCUUUCCAUCCUAUGAGCAGGACCCUCCCCCUGCCCCCUCCCCGCCCCCGACCACCUCACCAGACCUUAUUUCCCACAUGGACCAAGGGGAAGAACCCAGUGCCCCAGACCCUCAAGAUUCUUCAGAAAAGGAGACACUGAGCGACUCCCACAUAGCACACGGAAUGUCUCAUGUCUGGAUUCAGAAGGGAGCUGAUGGGUUCAGCAGGGAGAAUGAAGAUGAGAGACCUCAGCAGGAAAGUCCCGAGCAAAUGGACCUGCGUGGGAUGUUAUCAGGAAGCACCAAAGGGGAAGUUUCCCAGAAUCGUGAAAAGGAAAAAGCCAGUGCAAGUCAGUCUUAUAAAUGCCCCGACUGUGGGAAAAGCUUCCACUGGAGCUCACGCCUUGCCAUUCAUCGGCGAAUCCACACAGGAGAGAAGCCACAUAAGUGUGCUGACUGUGGGAAAGGCUUCAAUUGGAGGGCACAGCUUAUCACACACUGGAGAUGCCACACGGGAGAGAAACCCUUUACAUGUGAGAACUGUGGGAAAAGCUUCAUGCGGAGCUCCAUCCUUACUGAACACAAGAGAAUACACACGGGAGAGACACCUUACAAAUGUGACUAUUGCGGGGAAAGAUUUGCCUGGAGCUCAGCCCUCUCUGUACACAGGAGAAUCCAUGUGGAAGGGGAACCCUAUCGAUGUAAAGAUUGUGGGAAAAGCUUCUGCGUGAGCUCGGAUCUUAAUAAACAUAGAAGAGUGCACACGGGAGAGAGACCCUAUAAAUGCCCUGACUGUGGGAAGAGCUUCAGAGUGAGCUCAAACCUCACGGCACAUCGGAGGAUCCACACCGGAGAGAGACCCUAUAAAUGCCCCGAAUGUGAGCAAAGCUUCCGGCAGAGCUCCACCCUUCUUAAACAUCAGAGACUACACUUGCAAGAGAGGCCGUAUAAAUGCCCUGAGUGCGGGCAAAGCUUCUGUGUCAGCUCAGCCCUGACUGUUCAUCAGAGGAUCCACACGGGAGAGAGACCUUACAGAUGCAAAGGCUGUGGGAAAAGCUUCAGUAACAGCUCAUCCCUUGUCACCCACCAGAGGAUCCACACGGGAGAGAAACCCUAUAAAUGCCCCGACUGCGGGAAGAGUUUCAGCCAGCGCUCGGCCCUGUCUGCGCACAGGAGCAUCCACAGAGGAGAGAGACCCUAUAAAUGUGACUGUGGGGAAAGUUUCAUUGUGAGUGCUGACCUUCUCAAGCAUCAGAGAAUCCACACGGGAGAGAAACUCUACAAUUGCAAAGACUGUGGGAAAAGCUUCUCUCGGAGCACCAACCUUGCUGCCCACAGGCGGAUCCACAGGGGAGAGAAACCUUAUAAAUGCCCUGACUGUGGGAAAAGCUUCUCUAGUAGCUCAACCCUUAUUACGCAUCAGAGACUGCACACAGGAGAGAGACCCUAUCACUGCUCUGAUUGCGGGAGAAGGUUCAGUCAGAGCUCAGCCCUUACUAAGCAUCGGAGAAUCCACACAGGAGAAAGACCCUAUAACUGUUCUGACUGUGGGAAAAGCUUCACCAACAGCUCCCAUCUUAUUAGACAUCAGACAACCCACACUGGAGAGAGUCCCUAUAAAUGCCCGGAAUGUGGGAAAAGAUUCAGGCAGAGCUCGGCCCUUCUGAAACAUCGGAGACUCCACAUGGGAAACACUGUAAAUGUCGACUUUACAGAGAAUGCUCAGACCACCAGUGAAGCCAGGUGGGAUGGGAAUCCAUGAUGGACCUUGAUUGGAACUCUGCAGCAUUAAAAAAAAUUGCAGUAAACCUCACUCGAGCAUUGUGGGGGAGAGGUCUGUCUGUGUGGGGGAAGCACCGGAGGGGGGAUGAUGCUGGGAGCUUUGGGAAUGGGGCUGCAGGAAGCAGAGGGAGGCUUUGAGGCGGGUGAAUCAGUUGUUUGGUGUUUGUGGGGAGAGAGCUGGGAGCCGGGGUGUGGGGUAGUUCGUACAGUCUGUAAUUCCCUGAGUUACCCAAGCUCCUUGCGGCAACGUCUGGCAGGAGUGGAGGUGUCGGGCAAUAUGGGCUUUAGAAUUCUUUCUAGUCUGUACCGGUCAGUUCUGUGGCUCACUAGGGCCAGAGACUGGAUUUCCCCUCUGCAGGGAGCUGAGAUGCUGAGUCAGGGUACGAGGGCUAAGAAGCAAACACAGAUCUGGACCUGAUCCUUUCAGGUGUGACCAGACCCGUCCCUAUGGGGGAGCCUAAGAGCCCAUUCAGCAUUGCCCGUCCAUCACACAGUCUCCUGACUCCUGCAAUGACCAGAGACCCCUCAACUCCCCCUGUGCUGCCCCUUAUGCCCGGUACUCCUGGGCCCCCCCUCUGCGUAUUCAGAACCCUCCUCGCAUCCCACUCCUUCUUAGUAUCCCCCAAAUCCCACUUGGCUCUGACAGAGACUCCAGGCCCCUCACCAUGGGACCCCUAGCAGUAAGUCACAUGUGACAAGGGACAAGGCGGAAACUCUGAAUCAGAACCACAUGGGCCCUCCAGACCCAUCCUAGUGAGCAGGGCAAAUACCGGGGAGAAGGGUGGGGGGCAGAGGAGGAGAAUGGCAGGAAGGGCAAGAGUGGGGAAGGUCCCAGCACUAAGAGCAGAGGGAGAAGGUGAAGCUAAAAAUCUAUCUGGUCACCCCCUUUCCCCCUUCUACUGCAGUGCUCUGUAUGGGGACAAUAGAAACUCUGCCUGCCCCACUCACUUCCCCCCCCCCGCCCCAGGUUGUCCCCAGGGGAAUAAAAGCCUCCGCUGGGAUUGGAAACACUGACCCUGCUGUAAAUUUACCUCCUUCUGUAGUUCCCAUGAAUCUGAGCCCCCUUGACUUCCUGCGUUUGCUUUGGUGACCUGACCCCAACGUGACACCGGAGUCUCUCCAGACUCCUUUUCUGGAAUAAGGAGUAAAAAAAUGGGCUUUAAGGGAGUUGGAGACCUCCUGAGAAGUCUCUUUGAGGCUUCAUUUCCCCAAGCCUGGGCUGUCAUGUUCUGCAGAUGCUGCUGACUUCACUUGGCUCUGUAACUGCCCAGCACUUUCUGAAAAUGAGGCUGAAGGUGUUUCCAGCUGGGGAUCUCCAGCGCCACCUUCUAACAAACUGGCCAAGGGACCUCUCAGAGGGGAGAGAACAUUGGCCUUGUCUGAAGGCUGGAAUGAUGGGCUCCUGCUGCACAUCAGAGACCAGUGGAAGAGACCUUGCCCCUGAUCUGGGUGCUGGAAAAGACUCAGUCCUUGGGCAGCUCUUACAACUCAGCUGAGACUUCACAGGAGUAGAUGGGUUUGUCCCUGGGGCAGCAGUAGCCCUGAGUAGGGCAGGGUCAAGCCAGCUGCUGGAAUCAGGGGAGGCACCAGGGGUGCAACAGUCUUGAGGAAAGGGGACAGAGACACUUGUCUCCCCAGGAAACAGCAGCUUGAGCUUUCUUGAAGAGGGGUUCCUGCACCCUAGGCUCUGCACUUGGGCAGUUGGUUGGCUGGGGAUGGAGCUUGUGGUUAGAUGUUCGGCUGCCUGUGUGUGUUGUUCCUGUGUGCUGCCCCAGCUCUGCGCAGACAGCCGGCAUAGCAGACCUUGAGUAAACCACCCACUGACCACAAGAUCUGUUAAGGGACGAAGUUACCAGGCCAGGUUUAUUGUCGAUAAAGCACGGUACUAGUAUCCCGCAGACUCUACCGGACCACUAAUACAUGUAUGCCCAUAACAAUGGACUAGCUCAGUGAAUGGGGGGACUUUCCAUUCCUCCCUAGCCCAGACAAAGAUAGUCCCUCUGAGAUGCAUCUUUAUACCCCGAUACAAACAAGUUAGUACUCCCUCUGACAAUUAGUUACUACCCCCUGACAUGGGAAGUUAUUACCCAUCACCUUGUACAGGUUGGUUCAAUCAAAACAUCUCUAUUACAUACUGUCAUCCUGACCUUAUCUUUUAAGAGGGGUCAGCGUGUUCCUGUUAUCCUUGGGGAAUGUUUUUGUACCAUAUUUGAUAUUGGGAUAUUCUGGUACCACUUGAUAUCGGGAUGUGUUUGCGUAAGCACUCUGUAACUAGCACUUCUUAGGAAUGUGUAUUUCUGCAAUAUCAGCCCUGUUCUUGCCAGAUUCUGUGAGCAGGGCCCACCUCAUACCAGGCCUCUGAUACAAAGGCUUAUGUCUCAGGCUUUCUUCCUACUACAUUGCUGAGCUGGGUGAGGUGGAUAUGAAAGGGGAAUUUACAGGUGAGUUAGGGUGCAUGCCCAUUUGCACCAGCUGAGGAAAGGCCCAUGGUUUGCAGAAACAAAUCAGGUGGGCUAAAUGCCAGGAUAUGAUGCCAUUUGUCUCUUAAAGAUUCUUACUAUGACUAGGACACUCUGUCUUAAAGCACCAAGAGAACACAGAGUUAUGAUCAAUAAGCAAUUUAUUAUGGAAGAAAAAACAGAUCAAAUCAGCCACUAAAUAGUGUGUUUACUUUGGUUAUAGUCUCCUCUGUGGUGUCUCCCUUGGGGAGAAUUUCAGCAGAGAAUGCACCAUCUGUGACAGUGAGACUGGCUUUUUAAAGGGGGCGCUUUUCUCUAGCAGAGCUGAAACAGGAGACAGCAAUUCCCAAAUCAAUAGGUGGAUCCUGUCCAGUUAGCAGAGAGGAUCCAGAUACUUUAUUGCUGGCAAAGGAAAGUUUGUUGAGAGCGAGUCUCACUAAAUGUAUAACUUCUUCUGUUAGCCAUCUUUCAGGGCUCUUUGUUCAAAGGUCCCAAUGCUGCAAACACCUGAGUGCAAGUUAGUUAAAUCAAAGGGGCAAGUUACGCAGGUAAAGUUAAGCGGAUACGUGUAACCCUUCUGCCAGGUGGAGUUGGCAGCAACAAGGGCCGCGUUGAAUAUCUAGGGGUUCCUUUUAAAAAAUACAACACAAAACUGGCUCCAGCCCCUGCCCAGUAACCUGGGACAAUUAAAUACCAUCCCUGGGCAUCUCUAAGAGGCAAUACUUCUGCUCUCACAAGCACUGAGUCUGUGUGUAGAAAAGAAAUUUUUAAUAAAAGUAGGGAUUCUCCCUGGCAUUAAUUUGGGAAAAUGCUGCAAUCAGGAUUCAUAAACAAAACCAUGAGCCAAACCCACCCCAGAGUAUGUCAGCAACCAAUUCCAGCAACCAAAAGUUCCUUUGACAUGCCCCUCCCUUCUCCCUCCAGGGCACGCCACUCACAGUGGUUGUCCUUGGUCAGGGAAGACCCAGAGUUCAGAGAUGCAUCUGCAUGAGUUCACCUCUCACCCUGGCAGGGCGGCCGGCUGAGUGGAGUGGUGGGCGGCUGGUGGAACAGAGCAAGCACCUAGACAGCAGAAUGAGCAAGGUGCCCCCACCCCCCGACCACCACCUCGACAGCACCAAGGAAAGAUUCAGCUACAUGCUCAGCAGAUGUAGAAUGAUGGUUGAAUGUGUUUUUGGUAGACUGAAAGGGCACUGACUUUGUUUAAUCACGAGAUGGGACCUCUGGGAGAAAAAUAUCCCAAUGGUUAGUUGCCAACUGUAUCCUGCAUAAUUUUUGUGAAGCAAAGGGGGAAAAGUUGCGGCAGGGGUAGAAGUGGAGUGACCAUCUGCAGCGUUUGAACAGCCAGACACAAAGGCUAUCAGAACAUCUCAACACAGAGCUGUACAGCUCAGGAAGGCUUUGAAAGAGUGCUUUAAUAAUGAGCCACAGUAAUGUGUUGUGGUGUACUGUGCUCUACCUGGUCCUUCUGUUUUGGGGCCAGUUAGGCAUUGUGUAGUGCUUGGUUUACAUCUAUGAAUAUAACACUGACAAUGCAAUUCUGUGAUGCUUGCUGUAGCUCUGUGAUACACUGUGUUUGUUGCUGAUAUUAUGAGUUGUGUCGCAGUGUACGACAACAUAUAAGUGGGUGCUUUCACUACUGUCAGGCAAUGUGCAACAUAUGUUGGGGACUAAUAAAGAUGGAUUGUUUUCCAAA
This is a messenger RNA of Chelonia mydas (Green sea turtle), 10893 nucleotides long. RefSeq names its product zinc finger protein 501-like. The record is from RefSeq and is a predicted model, not a curated record. Bases 4940 to 6718 code for a protein of 592 amino acids. The transcript is spliced from 2 exons. NCBI's taxonomy places the organism in Eukaryota, Metazoa, Chordata, Testudines, Cheloniidae.